Molecule: messenger RNA, 2618 nt
Organism: Linum trigynum
Lineage: Eukaryota; Viridiplantae; Streptophyta; Magnoliopsida; Malpighiales; Linaceae
Source: the annotation of a GenBank genome assembly
UAAUCUGAUUUAUCUGUGCAAAAAAAAAAAAUUGACUUAAAACGAGAGAGAAAUCGUCCGUUAAGAUUAAAGGAGAAAAGAUAAGAGACAUUCCAGGAGAUAGAGGGAUAGUGAUGUCAUGCUGAUGUGGACAAGUUACUCAUGGUUACUGACCAUAAGGUUAGUGACCUGAUCCGUUCCCCCUAUCCUAAGCCCAAUCAAACCAUCUCAAUAAUCUCAAAAAAAAUUGAGAUUUAACUAUCACUCAUUUGAGUAAUAGUUUGUGUCAUUUAAAGCAAACAAUGCAUGUAUUAUUUGUGCAGAAAAUACAAAAAUACAUCAUACAUGCAUUGUAACUAUCUCAACCACAUAAUCACCAAAACCAAAUAACCCCUAACAGUAAUCUUGUUCAAAGAAAAUACAAAUAAAGAAUUGAGGUGGAUCUAAAUGCAAAAUUUCCGAACUAAGAGGAUGAGUAUGCAAACCUCCAACUGAACCACUAAAAUUUCUUCUAGAUCUUGCAGCUGGAGCAACUACUGAAUCUGCGAACUGGACUGGACGUCUUACCCGAGUUUCGCCUGACAGGCAUCCUCUUUUAGACCCGAAAAAUUGAGCUGCGGCGGCAGAAGCCCACCGAACACGGCGGUUCGACGGAGAGAAGAAGCGAGACAAUGGCGGUAGGAAAGAUGCUGAAGAAGGCAUUGGUGCAGCACCCGGCGUACGCAUCGAAAGGAAGCAUUGUAAAUUCCCAAAUCAAAGCCAAGGUCACCCCACCUUCUUCGUCUCAGUUGGGUCAGUUCCUUGGGAUUCCUGAACCCACUCGUUCCGAUCUCUCCAAGCUCAUCUCCCGUUUUAUCAAGCUCAACAAUCGCCAGAAUCCUGGAAUGAAGAAGGAUAAUUUCACUGAAGAUAAGCUGAAAGCGUUACUGGCUGGCAAGGAAAGAGUUGGUAUCCCUGAAAUAGCGAAGCUGCUCUCCCAGCAAUUUGUUAAAUCUGGCUGAAGCAUGCCUGCCUGCCUUCUGCCUUCACCACCGUUCGUAAGACCUCGAAGUGGUCUUCCAGCUUGGAAACAUAUGUAGCAAAACCCAUCUCAAAUAUCAAACCCCGCAUCUUUAACUCUUGUUUUGGGUUCAACAAACAUUGAAGUCCUGGUACAUUUUCGUGGAGCUCCUCUCCCUUGAGCUAGGAUAACCACGUUCCUUCGUGCUUGCUCACAUGUUGAAUGAUUUUGUCGUCAUUCAUCAACAUUAUCAUAUUUGUUUGCAACAGAAGGUUACUUCCUCGCUUUCUUUUGCUCUCUUUCUGGUGUUCAUGGUUGUGGUGAUUGAUCAUAGAACCUUCAUUUCUCGUGUGUAUUAGAACUGCAGCAUCUAGCUUGAGUUUCAUAGAACCUUCAGGUUUGCAUUCUCACUUAAGAUUUCUUCUCAAGUCUAAACUCUGAUCCAGACCUGUCAGCCUCCGAGUCCGAGGUGAUUGAUCAUCUCAGGUUUCUGUAGGAUUUCUAGGUUGCUCGAGUUUCGUCCAUAAGCAGGUUGCUGGAAUUCAGACGGCACCAUGGAAAAUUAAGAAUUUUGAUUGGAUGAGGGAUACCAACUGCCAUCCAGUUGGUGAUAGCGUCUGAGUGUCACUCUUGGGGAACUUAAUAGUUGCAGAACUGGGAGAUAUAGGAUGAAAAAUCCUUCAUCCCGUAGCAUCUGGAUCUUGUUUGUGGAUGAUGCCAUGACAGUAAGUAGUUCUUUGAAGUUCGUCUUGUCUCUCUGCUACUGCCUGCUAGGUAUGAUAAUUGUCCAGCAUGGGUAAUUUUAUCGAAACCCAACUCAAUUUAUUGAUUAUGGGUAGGGUAUAUGAGUCGAUAAUAUAUUGGACAAUUUUUUUAGUACGCAUGGGACAAAGUUUUCAUUUUUGGAUAGGUUUGGAUGAGAUAUGAGAUUGUUUGGGUAUGGUUUAUGUAUGAAACUAUGAAUAGAAAGUUCGAUUUACAUUGGAUCUCAUUUUAAAGAAUCGAAAACCAAGAAGUGAGUUACUUAUACUAUACGUAUACGUGUGCUAUCAACCGUAUAAUUGGCCUCUUUGUAGAUGUGAGCAAUUUGAAUCUCUAAAUCUAUUCUCUGAAGCUCCUUGAAGGCCAAAACAAAGACUAGUGUGUCGGUGGUCAAUUAGAGCACUCGUAAAAAGUAAUUGGACGAUUGUUGUCAAGUCUAGUUAUAGUUCAAAUUUUCGAUGCCAAGUACUCCAUGUCGUCUCUAGCCCCUUGCUACACCUUGUAGCUCUUGUGCAAGUGAUUGUGUAUUAUUUUUUCCCCCUAAGUUCAUUGGUUAUGCACUCAAUAAGAGAGUCUAUCCAUCUCUAUGCACAUCGGUUAACUUUAUAUAAAGAGUCAUAUCAUCAGAGUUUACUAUGAUCACUUUGUUUGGAUCGAUCUCAACUCCAUAGUCACGUCUCUAUGUGACCCUAACCUCCCCAAUAACAUAAUUUGGUCCAUUGCUAUCACAAUACUAUUUGAAAUGACCUACUAAAUUAUGACAUUUAUUUAUGGAUGUUUCCGCAAUAUCUUCACAAAUAAAAUCAUUUUGCGGAUAUCCUAACAAAUAUAUUUGUACGCACAAAUUUAAAUAUGAUAAGAAAUAUUCUAAAAUUUA